Messenger RNA from Closterium sp. Naga37s-1, 1983 nucleotides. The record is from the annotation of a GenBank genome assembly. NCBI's taxonomy places the organism in Eukaryota, Viridiplantae, Streptophyta, Zygnematophyceae, Desmidiales, Closteriaceae.
AUGCCGCCGCAUGUGUCGCCACGAGGGGGGAAUCCUGCCGCUUCCGGCGGAGGCCAGCUCCCGUUCCACCCGCCGUUCGACACGCCGUACGACGCGGCGUAUGAUCCGGCGUACGAAGCGGCGUACGAUGCGGUGUAUGACGUGGCGUACGAUGCAACACCGUACGAGGACAUGAUGGCGAUGGUUCCGAUGAUGGUCAACACUCCUCCUCCUCCUGCUGCUUCCUACUACGAAGCAACGGCAGGCUAUCAAAGGAAGGGGCAUCGGCAGCAUCAGCAGCAGCAGCAUCACCAGCCGUACUUUCAUCAUUCCCACCACCCGUUGCCUCAUCCGCCGCACUUUGCGCCGCAUCUUCCGCCGCCUUACGUCCACCACGGUUCUAUGAUGAUGCCGCGCCCGCCGCCGUCCCACGCAGCGGCGUUUGCGGCGGCAGAGCGCGGCGGCAUCGGCGGCUCUCGCGGCAUGAUGCACGUGCGGCAGCACGCGCCGCACGCCCCGCAUAUUCCGGGCGCCCUCUGCGAUUAUGAGGACCCUAGCUACUAUUCCACGCUUUAUUUCCGGCCGGAGGUGCAGGUGGUGGUGCUGACGUCAAGGAUCAAGGACAAGGUAUCCCCGCUAGAGAAGACGCGCUGGUUGGACCAGCACUUGUCGUACCGCAUAUGUCCCUACCCCAUACGCCAUAUCGAGUUCACUCAUGCCGGGGAUGCAGUUAUUGAGUUCGUAUCGCACGUUGCAAUGAUGAAAGCACUCCAACGCGCGCCAUUGCACUGGGACUCCCCUUGCGCCGCACCCGCUGCUGCUGCUUCCGCUGCUGGUGGCACUGCUGCUCCUGCCGGCAGCAAGAGCGGGUGGCAAGCAUACCUGGAGACUUUAUCAACAACCACACCAGCGACAGCAGCGAUACAAGCAACAGCACCAACACAAGCAACAGCACCAGGAUCAGCAGCAGCAGCAGCAGCAGGGAGGCGCGGCAGGCAGGUGGUGGCAGUGCGGGCGUGCACAGAGGACGAUAUCCGGGCGCUCUUCUGGGUGGGGCUCUCCUUCCCCUCCGUCAUCCCACUCGCCGACGCUCUGCCGCUGAUCAAGCAGGCCCUACAGCCGUAUGGUGAGGUGAGAGGGGUGUACUCGCCUCAUCCUAGCUCUUUGGAGUUUGAACAAAUGCAUGGGGGAGGGCAGCAAUCGCGGAAGGUGCUGCAGGAACAACAGGAGAAAGAGAAGAACAUUGGGAGCAAGGAUGAGGAGGAGGGGAGGGAAGAAGAGGAGGAGGAGGAGGAGGACGAGAAGAAGGAGAAUGACAAGGAGGUCUGCGACAGCAGCAGCACCAGCAGCAUGAGCAGCAGCAGCAGCGACGGCGGCCACAAUAUCAUCAUCUCCAGCAGAAGCAGCAGCAGCAGAGGAAGCAGCAGCAGCAGCAGCAGCGAUGGUGACUGCAGCAGCGAUGAGGGAGAGAGCAACGACACACAAGGGAUCGGCAACACCGGGAGAAACAAGAACCGAGAUCCCAGUUCCUCACCUGCUAAAAGCCCCUCCUCCUCCCCAUCCUCCCCAUCCUCCCCAACCUCCGCACCCUCCGCACCCUCCCAACCAUCCCCACCCUCCUCCCCACCCGGUACCCCACCCCCUGCGGCCUCUCCGUCCUCGCUCUCCUCUACUGCUCUGCCGUUCUCUGUCUCCUCCUCCGUCCGUCUCCCCCCUGGCUGCAUGCUGAAGCUCUACUUCGCCCCCUCUGGCCGCCGUCACUUGCCCCCAACGCUUCACAUCGGCAAGCAGGACAGGCGCAACAAGGCUCGUCACCCUCUCAUUGCACGUCUCUUCACACCUCACGGUCCUCUCUCCAUCACGUGUGCUGACUUUGGCCCCAACCACUCUGUGCACGGCUGUCCCGCGUGCGAAAUGCACCAGCAGCAGCAGCAGCAGCACCAGCAGCACCAGCAGCAGCAACAUCAUGUUUGCGGUGCUUUCAGUGACUUCUGGGAAUCGUAA